AUGGCGGAGGAGCUCCUGUCGCAGUGUGCCGAACUCGCCGGGGGCAAGCCCGACUUUGCAGCUGCGCGCGAUGAGGCAGACGAGGCCUGCGACGCCGAGGUCAAGGCAGAGCCAGGCCACGAGAAGGAAGAGGUCGCGAACCUCGUCGCGGCGCUGACGCCCAUGCAGCGUGCGGCGGUGUCCAAUGCUGCGAAUCGUCACAUCAGCCUCGUGCGGGGUCCUCCAGGCACGGGGAAAACGCACGUCGCGGCCGCAAUGGCUCUGUCCGUGUCGUCCACUUUCACACAGGAUCAGCGAGUGCUGGCGGUGACACAGAGCCAUGCAGCCGCCAUCAACCUUCACCGAAGGCUGGAGCACUUUGACGUCCCGGCGGCGCGCGUCGGGUGGACUCUCUCUGCCCAGGAGGUCGUCAGCCAGAAGAUCUUUGAGGUCAUGCGAGCCAGUCGUGGCGAGGAGGAUGAGGAGUCCAACUUGCUGAUCCGGAUGAGCUGCUCCGGAAAGCCUGAGGAGAAGGAUGGCUUACGGUCCAAGGAGCAGCAGCGUGCCCACUUCGUGGUGAUGCGACGCAUGGCGAGGCUGAGUCAGGUGAUUGUUAUGACCUUCGCCUCCUCUGGGAACGCUGUUUUGUUGCAAGGCUUGGGUGAGAUACCCCUCCUCCUCGUGGACGAGGCGGCGCAGUGCGUGGAGCCCGGGCUCUUCGUGCCGCUCAACUGGGGCUCCCAGGCGUUUGCGCUGGUUGGUGACGAGAAGCAACUUCCUGCCACCAUCAAAUCCACGAAGGCGGUGCAGCUGGAGCUCGGCGUCUCAAUCUUUGAGCGCUUCGUGCGAGAUGGGAUCGUCUCCCAGGGCAGCGGCUUCGUCCAGCUGGACGAGCAGCAGCGCAUGCACCCCUCGAUCUCACGGUUCCCGUGCGACGCCUUCUACGGCGGGACCGUGCGCGAUGGCGCGGAGAUGUCACAGCGCGAGCCGAUUCCCGGGUUCCCUUGGCCCGUGCCCGAAUGCCACGUGGCCUUCGUCGAGUGUGGCGUUUACAGUGGUGAGGAGGGGGCCCUUGGAGGUAGCCACUCCAACUACCGCGAGGCAGAGGUCCUCCUGGCCGUCCUGAAGCGAUGUUUGCUGGAAGGCACUGCGGCCAGCCAGAUUGGCAUCAUCACCGGUUAUUCUGCGCAGCAGGCCUUGCUGCAGCGGGAAGUUGCCAAGUUGGGCCUCCCCGGCUUGCGAGUGGAUACCGUUGACGGCUUCCAGGCCAUGAUCCGCCCAGAUCAGCUUGACGUUGUCGUGCUGGGAGCAACGGGCUUCACUGGAAAGCUGGCAUGCGAGUAUCUGGCAAGCUAUGGCGACAAGGUGUCCUGGGCCAUGGCCGGCCGAGACCUCGCCAAGCUUGAGGCCACGCGAGCCGGCCUGCCCACCAAAGCCGACAUCAAGCUUCUGAAGGUGAACCUCAAGAAGGAUGAGCUCGUGGAGCUGGCGAAGAAGACGAAGGUCAUCAUGAACUUCGCCGGCAGCCCAUACAGCGACAAGGCGCUGCCCGUGGUGGAAGCCUGUGCCUCCACAGGAUGCUGCUACAUCGACAUCACUGCAGAGGUUCCUUUCAUCAAGACCUCCGCCGAGCGCUACGAUGCUGUCGCCAAGCAGUCUAAGGCGCUGAUCCUCCACAGCUGCGGCUUUGACAGCGUCCCCUCGGACCUGGGAGCGCUCAUGGCCGCGAGGGAGAUGCGCAAGCGCCAUGAUGCAGACUGCAGCGCCAUCCGGAGCUUCGUCUACGCCUCCGGGGGCUUCAGUGGUGGCACCUUGCACAGCCUGAUGCACAUGUACCAGGCCAAGGACGUUGAGAACUACGAUGCCCUGAUUCGACCGUAUGGCUUGGAUCCGCCAGGCGGCCAGGCAGGACCCGACACCUGCGACGGAGGCAGCAUCGACCAGCUGCCCGGAUACGAGCCGCUGGUGGAUCAGUGGAUCAUGCCGUGGGUCAUGGCACCCAUCAAUGUCCGGAACGUGCGCCGCAGCAACGCGCUCUCCGGCUACUCCUACGGCCAAACCUGCAGUGUGGGCGAGGAGGGCUACUUCCAAGUCAAGACCAUCGCCCUCGCUGACAAAGAGGCCAGCAAGGCUCCCCUCAAGGUGGUUGCCCAUGUACAGAGCGGCAAGUGUGGGGAUCCGGGAUACAAGUCCACGGCCCUCAUGUCGGUCGAGUGCGCACUCUGCUGCGUGCUGACGCCGUCGUUUGCCCUCGGCCAAGUCCUCAUCGACCGCCUCAACCGGGCGGGGAUGAAGCUCUUCGUAAGAUCCCACUUCAAGGUCGGAUUCAUGCGCGACCCGCGCCGGGUCAACGUCCUGCUCACCCGCGCGCGGCGUGGCCUCGUUGUGUUCGGGAACGGCCCCACGCUGAGCUCGGAGGUGGAAACCUGGAGACCCUGGUUGGCGUGGGUCCGUGAUCAGGGCGCGCACAUGCUAGCGGAGCACCUGUUCGACGGUGCAGGCCUUGGCGGCCACAUCCCAUGUGUUGACCCGUGGGACUUGCCAGAGGUGUCUGGACCUUCUGAUGUUGACAGGAGCAUGUCUUCAACACCUUCUCCAGAGCGGCCACCAACUGCAUCCUACCGACCGGCAUCCUUCCCGCCCUUCCCAGGCGCAGUUCCGCCAGCUGCCUUCCCGCCGCCGACGUCCUUCCCUGAGCCUGCAUCCUUCCCUCGCCCUGCAUCCUUCCCUCCGCCUGCGUCCGCCCCUCGCCCUGCAUCCUUCCCUCCGCCUGCAUCCGUCCCUCGGCCUGUGUCCUUCCCUCCCUUCCCUCCAGCUUCUUUCCCACCGGCACCCAUCCCAGCAUCUGCGCCAACCACCGCAGCAACCACCGCACCAGCAAGCGUGCCUGAACCUGCAAACGCCCCAGCAACAGCAACUAUCCCAGCCACAUCCUUGCUGCCACCUCUUUGCCCCUGGACUGCGGCAAGGACCCAUGCCCACGGUGCGCAUACCAAGCAGGACCUCCACCAGGCCCAGACGAGGGCCUCGGCGUGGCUGGGCGAUGAGGCCAAGCAACGGACAGACGUCGCCAUUGAGGAGCUCGCCGCCUCCGUAGAUACCAACUUUCGGAAGCGACAGGAACAGCGGGUGAAGGACGCAGAAAUCUCCGACUCGAAUGUUUGGGUGGAAUAUGUGGACCCAGUUACCCAGAAGAUUUGGCUCCAGAAUGAGGAGACCGGGGAGACGAUGUGGAAGCAUGACAUGAUCAAGGGCAAUCAAGCAAGACGGUGA
This is a messenger RNA of Symbiodinium natans, 3252 nucleotides long. Lineage: Eukaryota; Dinophyceae; Suessiales; Symbiodiniaceae. The record is from the annotation of a GenBank genome assembly.